Messenger RNA from Lolium rigidum, 1344 nucleotides. Its product is annotated as lysine histidine transporter 1-like. The record is from RefSeq and is a predicted model, not a curated record. Gene Ontology annotation, cellular component: plasma membrane. The transcript is spliced from 6 exons. Bases 107 to 1306 code for a protein of 399 amino acids. NCBI's taxonomy places the organism in Eukaryota, Viridiplantae, Streptophyta, Magnoliopsida, Poales, Poaceae.
GCAGGAUGAUAGGACGGAGGAGCAGAAGAAGAUCGACGACUGGCUCCCGGUCACGUCGUCAAGGAACGCCAAGUGGUGGUACUCUGCCUUCCACAAUGUCACCGCCAUGGUCGGCGCCGGCGUGCUCAGCCUUCCCUACGCCAUGUCCGAGCUCGGCUGGGGCCCUGGCAUCGCGGUGCUGGUGAUCUCGUGGGUGAUCACGCUCUACACGCUGUGGCAGAUGGUGGAGAUGCACGAGUGCGUGCCCGGGAAGCGGUUCGACCGGUACCACGAGCUCGGGCAGCACGCCUUCGGGGAGAAGGUCGGCCUCUGGAUCGUGGUGCCGCAGCAGCUCGUCGUGGAGGUCGGCGUCAACAUCGUGUACAUGGUCACCGGCGGCAAGUCGCUCAAGAAGUUCCAUGACGUGAUCUGCGACGGCAAGUGCAAGAACAUCAAGACCACCUACUUCAUCAUGAUCUUCUCCUCCGUCCACUUCGUCCUCUCCCAGCUGCCCAACCUGGACUCCAUCUCCGGCAUCUCCCUCGCCGCCGCCGUCAUGUCGCUGUCCUACUCCACCAUCGCGUGGGGAGCGGCCGUGGACAAGGGGAGGGUGGCCGACGUGGACUACAGCGUCAGGGCCACCACGACGCCCGGGAAGGUGUUCGACUUCUUCGCCGGGCUUGGAGACGUAGCGUUCGCGUUCGCAGGGCACAACGUGGUGCUGGAGAUCCAGGCCACCAUCCCGUCCACGCCGGAGAACCCGUCCAAGAAGCCGAUGUGGAAGGGUGUCAUCGUCGCCUACAUCGUGGUCGCCCUCUGCUAUUUCCCCGUCGCGCUCAUCGGCUACUGGGCGUUCGGCAGAAUUGUUGAUGACAACAUCCUCAUCACCCUCUCCAAGCCCAGGUGGCUCAUCGCCAUGGCCAAUAUGAUGGUCGUUAUCCAUGUCAUCGGAAGCUACCAGAUUUACGCGAUGCCGGUGUUCGACAUGAUCGAGACCGUGCUGGUGAAGAAGCUGCGGUUCUCGCCCGGCCUCACCCUCCGCUUGAUUGCCCGGUCAACCUAUGUUGCGUUCACAAUGUUCAUCGGCAUCACCUUCCCAUUCUUCGGUGGGCUGCUCGGGUUCUUCGGCGGCUUCGCCUUUGCACCGACUACCUACUUUCUUCCGUGCAUCAUGUGGCUAGCCAUCUACAAGCCCAAGAAAUUCAGCCUCUCAUGGUGCAUUAACUGGGUCUGCAUCAUCCUUGGGGUGUGUCUCAUGGUUCUGGCGCCCAUCGGAGCUCUCAGGCAAAUUAUCUUGAAAGCCAGCACAUACGAGUUCUACUCAUAGAUCACUAUUACAAUCACCAUCACUCAUCCUGUCGUUUA